CUUUUAUAGGCUGCAGACACCAGCUCACCAGCCACACUUUGCACCACCGCAGCUGCCCAGGUCGCCUUCAGCUACAUUUGGAAAAGUGAUUCAAAAUGACAAUGAUACUGGGUUACUGGGAUACUCGCGGGCUUGGCCAGCACAUCCGCCUCCUGCUGGAGUACACCGGAGACAAGUAUGAGGAAAAGCAAUACGUCUGUGGGGAAGCUCCCGACUACGACAAGAGCCAAUGGACUGACGUUAAAUUCAAACUUGGAAUAGACUUUCCCAACCUACCCUACCUGGUCGAUGGAAACAGGAAAAUACCGCAGAGCAAUGCUAUCAUGAGAUACAUUGCUCGUAAGCACAACAUGUGUGGCGAGACUGAGGACGAAAAGAUCCGAGUGGACGUCCUGGAGAAUCAGGCCAUGGACCUCAGGCUUGCCUUUAUUAGGCUGACCUACUUGAACAUUGAUCAGAAGCCAGAGUACCUGAAGAAUCUGCAGUGUACACUGAAGCAGUUCUCGGAUUUCCUCGGAGGAAGAAAGUGGUUUGUUGGUGACAAGAUCACUUUUGUGGACUUCAUUAUGUACGAGCUGUUGGAUGAACACAGGGCCCUUGAGCCUAAAUGCCUGGAGAACUUCAAGAACCUCAAUGAUCUAAUGAAACGUUUUGAGGCUCUGGAGAGGAUUGCUGCCUACAUGAAGUCACCAAAAUUCAUGAAGGGUCCGAUAAACAACAGGAUGGCCCAGUGGGGAAAGUAACAAGGGUGGCCGAGAAAGAAAAAUGUUAAUUAAUGCAACUGCUGAAAUACAAUCAAUGUUAACUUUGCUUGUACCCUGCUUUAAUCACAGUACACUGCCAAAAAUAUUUUCAAGCCAUUCCUAAACUCAUUAAUGGUUUUAGGUUUGUGAGGAAAAAAUAAUAAUUUGCACUGAUAUCAUGAGGAAGUUGAAGUGAAAGGAUUUUCCAGUGAAAGCACUGAUUGUUAAAACUGAACACAUUUUUUUAAACAGAUUAAAGAAACUGUUGUUCCGAC
This is a messenger RNA of Oreochromis aureus, 1018 nucleotides long. RefSeq names its product glutathione S-transferase Mu 3-like. Gene Ontology annotation, biological process: glutathione metabolic process. Lineage: Eukaryota; Metazoa; Chordata; Actinopteri; Cichliformes; Cichlidae. The transcript is spliced from 8 exons. The coding region runs from base 96 to 743 and encodes 215 amino acids. Gene Ontology annotation, molecular function: glutathione transferase activity. The record is from RefSeq and is a predicted model, not a curated record.